Messenger RNA from Scylla paramamosain (green mud crab), 5424 nucleotides. RefSeq names its product cohesin subunit SA-2-like (gene SA1). The transcript is spliced from 24 exons. NCBI's taxonomy places the organism in Eukaryota, Metazoa, Arthropoda, Malacostraca, Decapoda, Portunidae. Gene Ontology annotation, cellular component: cohesin complex; nucleus; chromatin. The coding region runs from base 152 to 4387 and encodes 1411 amino acids. The record is from RefSeq and is a predicted model, not a curated record. Gene Ontology annotation, biological process: sister chromatid cohesion. Gene Ontology annotation, molecular function: chromatin binding.
UACCACCAUCACCCCCAAGCUACAGCAGGAGUCAAGAUCAAGCUCCUGACGUCACGCAGUUUCCCGCGUGACGUCACACCCCCUCGGCUUGUAUACACAGUGACCCGCGUCCCAUUUGUAAACCGUGUAGUGCCUCCUGCAGCUUGCCAAGAUGCUGCGCAGGGGCGGGAAGCGCAUCCGUAUGGAUGAGCCUCCCCCAGAGUACGAUGCGCCUCCCAUGACCCCAAUGACUCCUGCCUCAGAACUACAGGAGCCGUACACCCCAUACACUCCUUACACCCCAGCCGCUGAGACUCCCCUGCACCACCCAGACUAUCAGCUUGGAUAUGGUGGGGCACCCUAUGAACAGCCGCCCCCACAGCCACAGCAGGCACCUCAGCAGCACCAGCUCUAUGCCCACCAGGAAUAUGAACAGCAGCAGCACCACCAACAGCAGCAACAGCAACAAGUGUAUCAACAACAGCAACAGCCACAGCAACCAGCAUAUCAGCAGCACUAUGAACAGCAACCACCACACCCAGCACAACAUCAACAACAACAACAGCAGCAACAGCAGCAACAACAACAACAACAACAACAACAGCAGCAGCAGCAGCAGCAACAGCAACAACAACAACAACAACAACAACAACAACAACAGCAGCAACAGCAACAACAACAGCAGCAACAACAACAGCAACAACAACAACAACAGCAGCAACCACAGCAGCAGCAGCCAUACCACCAACCUCAGGCUCCUCAGGCACCAGUGGAACCAGAGCCAGAGAUGGAGGUGGACAGGGAGCCAGAGGAACCUGAGGAGGAGAUGGAACAGGAUGGUGAUUCAGAUGGGGAGGCACAGGAGGAGGAGGAGGAGGAGCCACAGCCGCCACAGAACUAUGAACCAAUACCUCGCCUCACCAUCUCCAUCCGGGGCCGGGGCAGAGGACGGGGAAGAGGCAGGAUAGCCACCAUAAAGAAGAUUGGUGACCAAAUUGUGUCAGAGCCUCGCAAGAGAGGUCGGCCCGGACGCAAGCCAAUUACUGAGCUCAUGGCUGAGGAUGAGAACUCCCUCUACUUUAUUGUCAGGAAUGGCCGGGCAAUGUUGGCACAAGUGGUGGAUGACUGGAUUGACUCGUACAAGGAGAACAGAGAUGCCUCCCUGCUCCAGCUGAUGCAGUUUUUCAUUAAUGCUGCUGGGUGUAAGGGUAAGAUCACCUCCCACAUGCAGGCCACCAUGGAGCAUGCUGAGAUCAUUCGUCGCAUGACUGAAGAGUUUGAGGAGGAGAGUGGUGAGUAUCCCCUCAUCCAGAGUGGGCAGCACUGGAAGAAGUUUAGGACCAACUUCAGUGAGUUUGUGCAGCUGUUAGUGAAGCAGUGCCAAUACUCCAUCAUCUAUGACCAGUACCUUAUGGACAAUGUGAUUUCACUUCUCACUGGUCUGUCUGAUUCUCAAGUUCGAGCCUUCAGACACACUGCCACUCUUGCAGCCAUGAAGCUGAUGACAGCACUGGUGGAUGUGGCACUCACUGUCUCUGUUAACCUGGACAAUACACAGCGGCAGUAUGAAAGUGAAAGGCAGAAGUCAAGGGAGAAGCGAGCCUCAGACCGCCUGGAAUCCCUCAUGUCCAAACGGCAGGAGCUGGAGGAGAACAUGGAUGAAAUCAAGAACAUGCUAACCUAUAUGUUCAAGUCUGUGUUUGUCCACAGAUACAGGGACACACUUCCUGAGAUCCGUUCAAUCUGCAUGGCAGAGAUUGGAUUGUGGAUGAAAAAGUUCCACCAGAACUUCUUGGAUGACUCGUACCUGAAAUACAUUGGCUGGACGCUGCAUGACAAAGUGGGGGAUGUGCGGCUCAAGUGUCUCCAGGCAUUGCAGCCACUUUAUGCCAGUGAGGAGCUGCAGGGCAAGCUGGAGCUCUUCACCAGCAAGUUCAAGGAUCGUAUUGUGGCCAUGACUCUGGAUAAGGAAUACGAUGUGGCAGUGCAGGCUGUGCGGCUUGUCAUCUCCAUCCUGAAGCACCAUCGUGAUAUACUCACAGACAAGGACUGUGAACACGUGUAUGAGUUGGUGUAUUCAUCCCACCGUGCUGUGGCUCAGGCUGCCGGGGACUUCCUUAAUGAGCGACUCUUCAUCCCUGAUGAUGAUGCCGUGGCUGCCCUCAGGACCAAGCGAGGCAAAAAGAGGCGGCCCAACACACCCCUCAUCAGGGACUUGGUUCAGUUCUUCAUUGAGUCUGAGCUGCAUGAACACGGGGCAUACUUGGUGGACUCUCUGAUUGAGAGCAAUGACAUGAUGAAGGACUGGGAGUGCAUGACUGAUCUGCUGUUGGAGGAGCCAGGGCCCAUGGAGGAGCCCCUUGAUGAUCGGCAGGAGACCAGCCUCAUUGAGAUCAUGGUGUGCUCCAUCAAGCAGGCUGCCACCGGGGAGCCACCUGUUGGUCGAGGCCCCACCAGAAAGCCUGUGUUGUCAGCAAAGGAGGCAAAGCAGGUGAAUGAUGACCGAGCCAAACUUACCAAGCACCUCAUCCCCACCCUGCCUCAGCUACUUCACAAGUACCUGGUGGAUGCUGAGAAGGUGGCCAACCUCCUCAUUAUCCCUCAGUACUUUGACCUAGAGAUCUACACCACCAGCCGACAGGAAAAGAAUCUGGACCUCUUGCUCAAGCUGAUACAGGAGGUGCCAGACAAACACAGUGACACAGAGGUGCUGGAGACAGCUGCCAAGACACUGGAGCUGCUGUGUAAGGAAGAGUAUGCCAUCUAUUCUCGCUGUGACAUUGCCCGAUCGUCUCUGCUGGACAUGAUUGUCAACAAGUACAAAGAAGCCAAUGAUGAGUAUAUCAACUUGCUGGAUGGGGAGCUGGAGCCAGAUGCUGAUGAGACCUUUGCCCUGGUAUCCUCAGUGAAGCGAGUCUCCAUUUUCUACUCUUGCCAUAACAUGGGACCUUGCAACAUCUGGGACUCCCUCUUUUCCAACAUCAAACAUGCUGUUGACGGCAGCAAGAUCCUGCCAGAGAAGGCCACCAAGUACUGCAUAUCAUCCUGCUUCUAUGGACUGAUGUGGGAGCUGCACCAGAUAGAAGACAUGGACAAGAAGCGAGCCAUGACCCAGGAUGCAGUGGAGGCUCUGCGCACUCGCCUCCAGCUCUUCUUUGAGGCUUGCAAACACCUUUUGGCCAACUCCAACAUCCCAGUUUUCAGGGAAGAGGCAUACGUCACAAUGUGCGACUUGCUUAUCAUCUUCAGCCGCCAACUCUCCUCCAACCCAGCAGUGGCAAGUCUGAAGUAUGAGCCAGACCGUGGCCUGCAACACCUACUCAACAACUUCAUUCAGACCUAUGUGUUCAUUGAUGAUGAAGGAGAGGAGCAAGAUGAGCAUGUCAAGAUUGAGGAGCUGCACAAACGGAGAAAUUUCCUGGCCACGUUCUGUAAGCUGAUUGUGUACAACGUCUUGCCCACCAUGGUUGCUGCUGAUGUGUUCAAGCACUAUGUUAGGUACUAUGAUGAUUAUGGGGACAUCAUCAAGGCCACUCUGGGCAAGGCACGUGAGAUUAACAAGGUGAACUCAGCCCGCACCAUGGCCAUGGCCCUCACCAUGAUCUUCCGGGAGCUGCAUAAGGACAAUGGCCGCAUCAACAGGCAGAGUGCAGACUUCAUCAGCUUGAAGGAAUUAGCAAAGAGGUUUGCUUUGUCCUUUGGGCUUGAUGCUGUCAAGAACAGGGAGGCCAUCACUGCCCUGCACCGGGAGGGCAUCCUCUUUGCUGUGAACCCACCGGAGAACCAGGGAGAUCCCACUGAACCACCACCCAACCUGGCAUUCCUGGAGAUAUUGACUGAGUUCACCAAUAAACUGCUUAAACAAGACAAGAGAGUUGUCCUGGCUUAUCUGGACCGUCGCAUUGCUGCUGGGAUGCCGAGCUCCCGUGGUGAGGACUGGCAGCCACUCCUCAUGUACCGCAACUCUCUGGUACACGGCGAGGGAGACCAGCCACCCCAGACCUCCAAGCGAGCCUACACCAGAAAACGCAAGCAUGUGGAUGAUGAUGAUGAUGAUGAUGAUGAUGACGACGUGCCAUUCCAUAGGUACCAUGAUGGUGGUUGGGACAGAAGAAGAGGACGAAAGAUGAAGCAGAAUACAAGACAACAACGGAAGCAUCAGCCCUACCCUACUAGGGGGCAGCUGAGGUUAAGUUGCAGAGGUGAGGUCUUGAGUCUGUGCUCAGAGAAGUCAGUUACCCCUUCUGAAACAGAUCUUAGCUGUGCAGAUGAGGACGACUCCCUCCACCUUUCCCAAAUCAUAGAGACUCCCCAAGAGCUUGAGGAUCAGGCUAUGAUGCACUCCACACCUGUGAUAAAUCACAGAGGACUCCAACCUGUAAUUCCCAUGAAGCAGGACAAGGAGUGAAGGGUGUUGGUCUGCCAGACAGUGGCAGUGGACUGGUUCAGGCUGUCCGAACCAAGAUGGGAUUCAUUUAUGACUUGCUUUGAGUGUUGAACACGUUAUCAAUAUUUUUCUUUAUAUAUCAUAUUGAUCAUACUAAGUGACAUUUACAUAAAUUUGUAGACUUUAACAGAUGAUGAGCAUGAUAUCUGUAAAGGAAUUAGAUGCUUUAUAAAAGAUAUGUGGCAAAACAUUUUUAAAUGAAGUUUACAUAUGAAUUUUUGAUGAAUAGAUUUAAAGUUUAAGUGAAGGAGCCUUACGAACUAAGAGUGGUUCGAAUGUAUCCCUCUUUGACAUGGCCCUGAAUAUACCAGUGCAGUUUACUCAAAAUGGGCACCAACAGUCUAAAUUUAGUAAUCACUGAGGGAGGGAGGGAAUCUUCUCUACAUCUAGUUUUUGUUCCCACCUGUCUGCUUUGCACCAUAUCUUUGGUGCUUUUUUUGUUUUGAUUUAUCAUGGGCUUUUUUUAUUUUGAUUUAUCAUGGGCAAGACUCUUGUCACCUAACAUCACCUCAUAUGGUCUCCCUAGGCUGGGGCAUUCAGUGAGAAAAAUUAUUAGAGCAAUUGAGGCUGGUGAGGAAAUUACUAACAAAAUGGGAAACAGUUAUAACACUACCACCUCCUCCAACAGUCAAGAUGUGACACAGGUAAGGAACAUCCCCCAUUUCCUCAGUUAUAACUCACUUGUUUCAGUGCCUGAAGUGAGCAAACUUCUCAGCCUGUAAUUUGUCCUUUGUAGGGUGGGGGUACAUUGUUUGCUGAUCUCAUUUGGCAGACUGCACCAUAAAUGCAUGUCCACAAAGAUAUGGAAUUAAAUUUGAAUUCAGAUAUUAUACAGUUUAACCAUUCCAGUUUUGCCUUUCUACUCAUGCUGUAGCUGGGUUCAAGAAUAUUGCCAAGAUAUUCUGUGUGCAUUGUAAAAGAUCACUGAUAAGAACUGAACAAGGACUGUUUCCUCUUCAUAUUUAUUUAUAUGCAAUUAAAAAUUUUGAUCUCUAAAA